Lolium rigidum is the source of this 1612-nucleotide messenger RNA. Its product is annotated as homeobox-leucine zipper protein HOX5-like. Gene Ontology annotation, biological process: positive regulation of DNA-templated transcription. NCBI's taxonomy places the organism in Eukaryota, Viridiplantae, Streptophyta, Magnoliopsida, Poales, Poaceae. Gene Ontology annotation, molecular function: DNA-binding transcription factor activity, RNA polymerase II-specific; sequence-specific DNA binding. The transcript has 3 exons. The record is from RefSeq and is a predicted model, not a curated record. Gene Ontology annotation, cellular component: nucleus. Bases 413 to 1345 code for a protein of 310 amino acids.
CGCAAAAAGAUCCCUGAGAAAUAACAAAAUAGAAGUAGCAUCUACGAGCAUCCACAUCGUCUGCCACCUCUUUGCUCCCCACCCCCUGUGAAGUAGCGCUAUCUACGUAUCGGUCCCUGGUCUGACCGUCCGGCCGCCGGGAGGAGCUCGCCGGCGAAAUCCCGUUCCCCUGCCCCCCAUCGGCGGUGGCAUGGGGUUCUCGCUGUACCCCAUGAAGACGUCCACGCGCAUGCUCUGGAGCACCAGCUUCUUCCGCCAUAAGCUCUCCACCUCCUUCUGAGCCAAUCUCUCGCCUCGCCUCUCGGGUGGCGGAGGCCGCUGCGCACAGCUAGCCGGCGAAGUGCGUCUCCGUGCGGGGUUUUCGUUCGAGAUUGGGUUUUCUUGGGUUCUUGGAGUAGAGGAAGGGGAAGGGAUGGAUCCCGGGCGCGUCGUGUUCGACUCCGGCUUGGCCCGGCUGGCUGCCCCGGGCGGCGGCGGCGGCGGCGGCCCGCAGAUGCUGCUCUUCGGAGGUAGCGGUGGCGCCAGCGGCGGCGGUUUCUUCCGAGGCAUGCCGGGCAUGGAGGACGGGCGGGUGAUCAACAACAAGCGCCCCUUCUUCACGACGCACGAGGAGCUCCUGGAGGAGGAGUACUACGACGAGCAGGCGCAGGAGAAGAAGCGGCGCCUGACGUCUGACCAGGUGCAGAUGCUCGAGAGGAGCUUCGAGGAGGAGAACAAGCUUGAGCCGGAGCGCAAGACCGAGCUGGCAAAGCGACUGGGGAUGGCGCCGCGGCAGGUGGCGGUGUGGUUCCAGAACCGACGCGCGCGCUGGAAGAACAAGCAGCUCGAGCAGGACUUUGACCGUCUCAAGGCCGCGUACGAAGCUCUCGCCGCCGACCACCACGGCGUCCUCUCCGACAACGACCGCCUCCGGGCUCAGGUGAUCUCGCUGACCGACAAGCUGGAAGGCAAGGUGACAAUGCCAUCAGCAAUUGCUGCUGCCGCACAAGAGGUUGACCAGCCAGACGAGCACACAUCGGGCCUUAUGGUGACCCGGCAGCAUAAAGGAGACAUCUUCAAUGGCGGCACCAACGAUGGUAGCAGCCCUGUGGUGAUCGACGUUGCUGAGGGCACCAACCAUAGCGGUGAGUCGGGCUACUUUGCCGGGGACUAUGACAACAACGUCUGCGCCGGGCAGUACGGUGGUGGUGCUCUGUCCUCGGAGGAGGAGGAUGGCGGUGCGGUCAGCGACGAAGGGUGCAGUUUCCACCUCCCGGAUGCCAUGUUGGCCGCUGGACUAGUCCACCAAGCCGCCGAGGAGGAGGAGCAUCUGGGCAGCUGGAACUCCUGGUUCUGGAACGAGUGAUAGAUGAUGGAUGAUUCCAUGCAUCGAGUGUCGAGGUCAAGAUAUCCUGCUCCAUCCUUUCGGCGCCCUAUAAAAUUGCUGUUGUUCAUUAUGGCGUUAUUAUAUGGUCAAGUGUUUUGUGUUCUGUCUAUGUUACUCUUUUCUUAAUGUAUGUUCUUGAGUGUGUUAUAUGUUGUUAAUAUGGUCUCGAGAUGAUGCCGAAAUAUUGGAAUAAGUGCAUGUGUUAAAACAACUGUGCGCACAUCAACAAACUUCUUGUUUUACUUA